This is a messenger RNA of Acaulospora colombiana, 372 nucleotides long. NCBI's taxonomy places the organism in Eukaryota, Fungi, Glomeromycota, Glomeromycetes, Diversisporales, Acaulosporaceae. The record is from the annotation of a GenBank genome assembly.
AUGGAAGAGGCCUCGCGACAACGAAAGGAACGACUAGAGGCGUUGAAGAAACGAAAGCUAGCUUUUGAAGAAGCUAGCGAGACUCUGGAGAAGCAGGCAGACAAAAUAACGAAGGAGGUCAAAGCUACCGAAGAGAUUAAACGCACAGAAGAAGUGGAUCUAUUCAAUUUAGCGCCAAAGAAACCAAACUGGGAUCUCAAACGUGAUGUGGAAAAGAAGUUGGCGAGGCUUGAUAGGAAAACGCAAGCUAGUAUAGCUAAAUUGAUAAGAAUGAGACUUCAGAGUGAAUCUGCAGAUGAUGCUACCGUUGAUCUGGCAGACGCCGUUAAUGCACAACAGAAAGCCGACUCAGAUGACGAUGACUCUGAUUAA